This is a messenger RNA of Rubroshorea leprosula, 742 nucleotides long. The record is from the annotation of a GenBank genome assembly. Lineage: Eukaryota; Viridiplantae; Streptophyta; Magnoliopsida; Malvales; Dipterocarpaceae.
AUUUCGAUUCCAGAGAAAGGCAGAAAAGUUUCUUCCGUUUCACCCACAGAGGAGACUGCUAUCCAAUGGCGGUGGCGAGAGGAGCUCUGCUCAAGUACCUGAGGGUCAACGUCAGUCCUCUGCCCCAAAACCCCAGCGCUAGCAGCAAUGGGCUGUUCCAGCUCACAUUCAACGCGAUUCGCCGCCGCUUCUCCGAGGAGGUCAGGGGGUCGUUCCUCGACAAAUCCGAGGUCACCGAUCGCGUUAUCUCCGUCGUCAAGAACUUCCAGAAAGUUGAUCCUUCAAAGGUCUCACCAAAUGCCCAUUUCCAAAAUGAUCUUGGCUUAGAUAGUUUGGAUGCAGUGGAGAUUGUCAUGGCACUUGAAGAAGAAUUUGGAUUUGAGAUCCCAGAUAAUGAAGCGGACAAGAUCAAUUCCAUCAAUCUUGCUGUUGAUUUCAUUGCUUCUCACCCCCAAGCAAAAUAAGGUGAAAACAUGAGAUCCCAUCUCAUUAUUUUCAUCCUGUGAGGACUUUAGUUUAGCCACAUCAGUAGAAUUCUCAAUUUUCAUUGCUAUAAGAAAAAUGUUUGUUGUGCCCUUCGAUUUUGAGUUCCUAACUUCCUAUUGAAGAGGGAUUAUUUUGGAUUCUUGCUGUUUCAUUACAGCUUCCUUGGGUUCAUAAAAUGUCAUGGUUUCAUGAAAAACCUUUGGUUCUUUAAUUUCCUUCUUGGUUAUAUUUUUGCAAGUAUUUGUUUAGCCUACUU